This is a messenger RNA of Rattus rattus (black rat), 2171 nucleotides long. RefSeq names its product cell division cycle 6 (gene Cdc6). Gene Ontology annotation, biological process: DNA replication initiation; mitotic DNA replication checkpoint signaling; cell division. Gene Ontology annotation, molecular function: DNA replication origin binding; ATP hydrolysis activity. Bases 162 to 1847 code for a protein of 561 amino acids. The record is from RefSeq and is a predicted model, not a curated record. Gene Ontology annotation, cellular component: nucleus. The transcript has 12 exons. Lineage: Eukaryota; Metazoa; Chordata; Mammalia; Rodentia; Muridae.
AGGAGAACGCUGAGGUGGAGCGAAUUUGGCGCGAGCUGACUUUGCAGCAGCUGUGGACCUUGUGGCCGGAGAGUCCUUGCGGUUCUGAUCGAGAUCAGGGGAGCGUGCACCGAGCGACACAUUCCUGAAGAGUGCAAAGCUCCGUGAGUUGUGUGGCCAUCAUGCCUCAAACCCGAUCCCAGACACAAGCUACCAUCGACUUUCCGAAAAAGAAGCAAUCUAAGACCCUGAGCAAGACAAACUCCCGUGACAGUGAAGUAAAACUUAGAAACGUCCAGCCUGUACCCACCACUCCAUGUGCGGACAUAAAAAUUCUGCCUCUCAGUCCCCGAAAACGUUUGGGUGAUGACAAUCUGUGCAACACUCCCCAUUUAUCUCCCUGUUCUCCGCCCAAGCUGGGCAGGAAGGAAAACGGCCCCCCUCGCUCACAUACCCGGAAGGGAUGCAGAUUAAUAUUCGAUGAUGAGCUGGCAGUUAAGGCUUCCGCCCCAAAAGAACAAGACAGAGUUCCCCAGCACCAGAUACUUUCCUCCGCUCAAAGAGGUCAAGAGAGCGAAACAAAUCCUGAGCAGAAAUGCCCACCAGAGAAGGAAUCCACGUGUAUGCGACUGUUCAAGCAGGAAGGCACUUGCUAUCAACAGGCAAAGCUUGUCCUGAAUACAGCUGUCCCGGACCGGCUGCCUGCCAGAGAACAGGAGAUGGGUGUCAUCAGGGAUUUCCUGAAGGAGCACAUCUGUGGGAAAAAAGCUGGGAGUCUCUACCUUUCUGGUGCUCCUGGAACUGGGAAAACUGCCUGUUUAAGCCGGAUUCUGCAGGACUUCAAGAAGGAAGUGAAAGGCUUUAAAACUAUCAUGCUGAAUUGCAUGUCCCUGAGGAAUGCUCAGGCCGUGUUCCCAGCCAUUGCUCAGGAGAUUGGUCGGGAGGAACUCUGCAGACCCGCCGGGAAGGACUUGAUGAGAAAGCUGGAAAAGCACUUGACAGCCGAGAGGGGCCCCAUGAUUGUGUUGGUGUUGGACGAGAUGGAUCAGCUGGACAGCAAAGGCCAGGAUGUGUUAUACACACUGUUUGAGUGGCCGUGGUUAAGCAAUUCCCGACUGGUGCUCAUUGGUAUUGCUAAUACCCUGGAUCUCACGGACAGAAUUCUGCCGAGACUUGAAGCUAGAGAAGGCUGUAAGCCGAAGCUACUGAACUUCCCACCUUACACCAGGAAUCAGAUAGCUGCGAUCUUGCAGGAUAGGCUUAGUCAGGUAUCAAAAGACCAGGUUCUGGACAGUGCUGCGAUUCAGUUCUGUGCCCGCAAAGUGUCUGCUGUCUCGGGGGACAUCCGGAAAGCGCUGGAUGUUUGCAGGCGAGCUAUUGAAAUUGUGGAGUCGGAUGUCAGGAGCCAGACAGUCCUCAAACCACUCUCCGAAUGUAAAUCACCCUGCGAGUCGCCGGUUCCCAAGCGUGUCGGUCUCGCUCACAUAUCCCAAGUCAUUUCGGGAGUUGAUGGUAACAGGGUGACUUUGAGCCAAGAAAACACACAGGAUUCCCUUCCUCUCCAGCAGAAGAUCUUGGUUUGCUCUUUGCUGCUCUUGACCAAGCGGCUAAAAAUCAAAGAGGUCACCCUGGGGAAGUUAUACGAAGCCUACAGUAGCGUCUGUCGUAAACAGCAGGUGGCAGCCGUAGACCAGUCUGAGUGUUUGUCCCUUUCUGGACUCCUGGAAUCCAGGGGCAUUGUGGGACUGAAGAAAAACAAGGAGAGCCGCCUCACCAAGGUGUCGCUGAAGAUUGAAGAAAAGGAGAUAGAGCAUGUCCUAAAAGGCAAGGCUUUCAUUGGGAACAUCCUCGAUGCCGGGCUGCCCUGAACGGUUCUCUUCCUUAGGGCGCCUGCAAGCGUCCCGCUGGCGUUUGCAGCCAGGGUGGGUCUUCGUUUUAGUAAGGUCGUUCGGAAACAGUUACGGCCUUUUUUACUCUGCACCAGUAAAUUUUAGUGUAUGAACUCCUGAGUGUUAGCACUGGCUAAUGUCCUUGGCUCUUACUGUUUUUACCCAUAAAAAUGACCGAGUGCUGGGUGUGAUGGCGGAUGCCUGUGCUCCCAGCGCUUGGGAAACCGAGUCAGGAGUUCGAGGCCAUCCUUUGCUACAUAGUGAGUUUGAGCUGGCCUGGACUACACAAGACUGUAAAAAGUA